Messenger RNA from Brassica rapa (field mustard), 492 nucleotides. RefSeq lists its product as uncharacterized. The record is from RefSeq and is a predicted model, not a curated record. Lineage: Eukaryota; Viridiplantae; Streptophyta; Magnoliopsida; Brassicales; Brassicaceae.
AUGAUUGAAUCAGCUGCAUCUCCAAAGUCUCAACAAAAUGAGGAUUACACGCAACAAUCGAGUGAGACGCCUUUAUCUCCAAUGUCUCAACAGCCUAAUUUGACACAUAAGGAGACAAUGAAUGAAUCAGAUGAUGAAACUCUUGCCCUUGAUACUCAAGUAUUCUCUCCUAAUCUGACAAAAGAGAAAGAAACAGAAACGUCUACCGAUGAGAGGCCAUCCAAUCCUAAUCAAGAUGGAAAACCAGAUGAUGAGAUUGUGAUUGAGUCACCUGCUGCUCAGACUCAAGUUUUGCAAAAAGAAACACUGGAAAUGAAUGAGACACCUUCUUCUCCAAUAUCUCCAAAGAGUAUUGAGGCUCAAGUUUUUACUCCAAUUCAGAAACAACAGGUAAAUGUUCAAAAAAUCUUGGAGAUUUCAAGUAAUGUUUGAAAGCUUUUGUACGUGUUUUUGAUCCCAUACCUGACUUUUUUUUUGUUUUUUUUGCAGACG